AUGUUCUGCAAGGCAUCUCUGCUCACCGUCGCUCUGGCGCUCAUCGCUUCUGCGACCCCCAUUGUGAAGCCCGCUGGCAUUCGUAUUCCGAUCCAGAAGCGCAGCAGCUUGACAAAGGCCGAUGGCACGGCUGACCGUGACGCCAUCCUCCGCGAGAGGGUGCGGGUGCAAAACAAGCACCGCAACAACCUGAUCACCAUCGAUCGUAAGAUGGGUCUCGAGAACUACCACGUCGGCGCGCACAUCCCGCCGGUGGCAACGCUCCCGGAGCAUCUCCAGAAGCGUCAGUCCGAGUCCCUAACGGACCAGCAGAGUUCGGAGUGGACCGGUACUGUCACUGUUGGCGGCCAGAGCUUCAUCAUCGACUUCGACACCGGCUCUUCCGACCUCUGGGUCCCGUCCACGGACUGCGACUCUUGCGAAGCCCAGGACACAUAUGACCCAUCUUUGUCCUCGUCCAGCGAGGAGCAGAGCGGCACAUUUUCGAUCUCGUACGGAGAUGGCUCUACUGCCUCUGGUCCCAUCUACACCGACGAUGUAAGCGUUGCUGGCGUCUCCGUCACUGACCAGACAUUCUCUGCUGUAACCAGCGAGAGCGGCAACCUCGUCGGCAGUCCCUCCGACGGCUUGAUGGGCAUGGCUUGGCCCUCUCUGUCCAAGCUCGAUGCCGACCCCUUCUUCUGGACUGCCAUCAGUCAGGGUGUCGUUUCAGAAGGUGUAUUUGGCUUCUACCUGUCGGACAGCGGCUCGGAACUGUACCUCGGUGGCACGGACUCGUCCCUGUACUCUGGUGACCUCGAGUACCACGACCUCGUGUCCUCCGCUGGCUACUGGACGAUUGGCGGCGCGAGCGCCAUUGCCAACGGGCAGACCAUCGUCUCCGACUUCGAGACUAUCAUCGACUCCGGCACGACCCUUAUGUUUGGUCCCACCGACGCGGUCGCGCAGUUCUACUCCGGCAUCGACGGCUCACAGUCACUGGGCGACGGUACGUAUGGUUUCCCGUGCGACUCCUUCCCCACCGUCGCAUUCACCUGGGGAGGCAACACCUUCACGAUCUCGUCGGACGCGUUCAACCUCGGUGACAAUGGCAACGGGAUUUGCCAAGCUGCCCUUGGCGGCGAUGACCUCGGCCUCGGCGACAACGUCUGGCUCCUCGGUGACACUCUGAUGCAGAGCGUUUACACCGCGUUUUCCGUGGACAACAGCGCGGUCGGCUUUGCGAACCUCGCUUGA
Messenger RNA from Postia placenta MAD-698-R-SB12, 1236 nucleotides. RefSeq lists its product as hypothetical. The record is from RefSeq and is a predicted model, not a curated record. Gene Ontology annotation, biological process: proteolysis. NCBI's taxonomy places the organism in Eukaryota, Fungi, Basidiomycota, Agaricomycetes, Polyporales, Adustoporiaceae. Bases 1 to 1236 code for a protein of 411 amino acids. Gene Ontology annotation, molecular function: aspartic-type endopeptidase activity. The transcript is spliced from 6 exons.